AUGCCUCCCACAAAGAAGGAUGGUGAGAAGAAGGGCUGUUCUGCCAGCAGUGAAGUAGUGACCAGAGAAUACAGCAUGGGCAUUGACAAGUGUAUCCAUGGAGUGGGUUUCAAGAACUGUUUCUCCCCAGCACUCAAAGAGAUCCGGGAAUCUGCCAUGAAGGAGGUGGGAACUCCAGAUGUGCUCAUCCACGCCGGCAUCAGCAGAGCUGUUCGGGCCAAAGGGAUAAGGAAUAUCCCACACCAUGUCUGGGUGUGGUUGUCCAGGAAAUGUGACGAGGAUGAAGAUUCACCAGACAAGCUCUAUACAUUGGUCACCUACGUACCUGUCACCACCUUCAAAAAUCUACAUAGUUAAUGUGGAUGAGAAAUAACUGCUGAUUGUCAAAUAAAGUUAUAAAUCUUCCAAAAGUAGGAAGUACAGUCCUGUGCCACAUAACAUUGUAAUCAGUGGCAGACCACAUGUAUGGUGGUAGUCCCAUAAAACUAUAAUAGAGCUGAAAAAUUCCUGUCUCCCAGUGAUGCUGUAGCCAGCACAGCAUCAUAGUACAA
Artibeus jamaicensis (Jamaican fruit-eating bat) is the source of this 551-nucleotide messenger RNA. Its product is annotated as 60S ribosomal protein L31-like. The coding region runs from base 1 to 357 and encodes 118 amino acids. NCBI's taxonomy places the organism in Eukaryota, Metazoa, Chordata, Mammalia, Chiroptera, Phyllostomidae. Gene Ontology annotation, biological process: cytoplasmic translation. The record is from RefSeq and is a predicted model, not a curated record. Gene Ontology annotation, molecular function: structural constituent of ribosome. Gene Ontology annotation, cellular component: cytosolic large ribosomal subunit; ribosome. The transcript has a single exon.